AAAUCAUUUAUGAUGGAAAUAACUUGUUGGUUUGUGAUUCUCUUUAUAGAAACUACACCCUGCUAUAUCGCGCGAUCAUACGCGAAUUCGCGAGAUCUCGUGGGUCCUCGUGACGUCAUGGCCGCAGCGCAGCGCACCCCUGCGGCGAAACACUCAACAGACACGCUGCGUCGCCGUUUCGCAUCCAGUGGAAGUCCAGGGUCACUGAGAGGCUCCGUGGGAUACUGAAGGGCACUCUCCUUAUCAGCGCUUUUUAUUGAAAGUCAGUAAUCAUUAUUAAGAAAGCGGAUUGGAUGAUUAUCGUUAAUACCUGCGGCAAUCCUGUGGUCCACCGCCGUCGUUGCCGCCGGUUCGCCGGCGUAGUAGUCCCGUGCGUGACAGUGUCGCGGUGACAUAAUUAACUGUGACUCUGCUCGAAUCACCAUCUACGAUGGAGGUCGGCGCCGACGAUCCGCGGACAGCGACGGACGAGAGGGAUUGUGCCCUGCGAGCGUUGGAUGUCAAGGCGGGUGCAGCGGCUCCGAGACCCACGUGGAGCGGCCGCCUGGACUUCGUCCUGGCGUCGGUGGGCUACGCGGUGGGACUGGGCAACGUCUGGAGGUUUCCCUACUUGUGCUACAGCAGCGGUGGAGGUGCCUUCUUGAUCCCUUAUCUCACCAUGGUGCUCCUGUGUGGCAUCCCCCUGCUCUUCAUGGAGUUUGCUAUCGGGCAGUACACUCGUUUAGGGCCAGUACACGCUCUAGCCAAAAUAUGCCCAUUGUUAAAAGGUGUUGGUCUGGCCACAGUUGUUAUCUCCUUUGUGUUCUCCACGUACUACAAUGUGCUCAUGAGCUGGGCACUUUACUAUUUGUUCAACUCAUUUGGAGGGACGCUUCCCUGGAAGUCCUGCAACAACACUUGGAAUGUCGUCGGGAACUGUUCCAGUGGUUUCCCUGGCAACGCCACCCACCUGAAGUCUGCCAGUCAACAGUUCUUUGAUCACAGGCUUCUGGAGAAAACCAAUGGCAUUGAAGAAGCUGGGGGAAUUCGCUGGGAACUCUUUGGCUAUCUCAUUAUUGCUUGGGUCAUUGUGUACUUAUGCAUAUUCAAAGGAGUCAAAUCCACUGGCAAGGUUGUGUAUUUUACAGCUGUAUUUCCCUACUUCAUCCUGUUCGCCCUGCUUAUCAAUAACCUGCAGCUUCCUGGAGCCAAAAAUGGUAUCCUCUUCUUUGUGACACCUGUAUGGAGCAAACUGUUUGAAGUGAAGGUUUGGGUUAAAGCUUCAGCCCAAGUGUUCAACUCAAUUGGAAUAGCAUUUGGCUCCAUGAUUUCGAUGGCUAGUUACAACAAGUUCAACAACAACAUCCUCAGGGAUGCUUUGAUUGUGUCAGUUACCAACUCAUUCACUAGUAUCCUGGCUGGCUUUGUGAUUUUCUCUGCUAUUGGCUACAUGGCUCAUAUACAUAACCUCCCAGUGGACAACAUAGCUACAGAUGGUCCUGGUUUGGUGUUUGUUGUGUACCCUGAAGUCCUCUCAACCAUGCCCAUCUCCCAGUUGUGGGCCCCUCUGUUCUUCCUCAUGCUGCUGUGUCUGGGCCUUGACAGCCAGUUUGCAACAGUGGAUGUGGCUGUGGCGUUCCUGAAGGAUGAGUUUGGUGCCAAAAUUCUGCCUUUUCUAAAAAGAGAGGAGCUUCUGACCUUGGCUGUGUGUGUCUUCUGCUUUGCCUUGGGAAUUCCUCACAUUACUAAGGGAGGUAUCUAUGUGUUUCAGCUGAUGGACCACUACACCGCUGUGGUUUCCCUCGUGUUACUGGCUUUCUUUGAAGUCAUAGCGGUCUGCUGGAUCUUUGGCGUCCGACGUCUCUCCUUAAUGAUCAAAAAGAUGCAAGGAAAAACUCCAAACAUCUACUUCCGCGUCUGUUGGAUGCUGCUCAGUCCUCUGUUGGUCCUGUGCAUACUGAUCUCCAGCCUUGUCCAGUACACUCCUGUCCACUAUGGGAAGUACACUUACCCAGUGUGGGCUGAAUUGUUGGGCUGGUGUGUCUCACUGGUCUCCAUCGUCUGGAUCCCACUUGGUGCUGUUCAUGAGAUCUGCAGCAACAAAGGCUCAUUUCUCCAGAGACUGCAAACUGCCAUGACUCCUACAAUAGACCUGGAUGCUGAGGAUCCUUUGCCAGAAAAGCAGAAUGUAGACACACAGGCCUCUGAAACCUUGUUUACCUCAGGGGUAUGACCAGAGAGAAGACUGACACCACGUCUGUGCAUCGGCACAUAUCAAACCCAGUGGUGCCGGUGGAUUGUUAAUGAAUGGUGUGUUUCUUGAUUUUAAGAGCUGUAUUUAUUUUGAGGGUCAUUUUAUCCUAUUUGUUCUACCAAAGGUAGGGGUCUUACUCUUUACUGUACCUUAAGCCACCUGUAGUGCUUUAACACCAUAGAUGCUUAUUCUUUGCAAUAGAAAAAAAAAUCAUCUUUUGCACCUUGUAAUUUGAUUUUGGUAUAAGUUAACAUCACGUUCUCGACUAUGCAGGUUUUUCGUUCCAACCAAAGAUUAGCAUUAUGCCUUUCCCUUUGGUUAUUGGCUGGUAAAAAAGCCUGGUGUAUGCAGUGACAUGUUCUCUUGCAAUGUCUGAUAAAUGUCAGUGAGUUUGUGUAGUGUAAGCCUACCUGAGAGCCUAGACGAUCUCCUUUCGGCAGGGAGAGCAGUUUCGGGAUCUAAACGGGGACCUCCAAGUGUCGAACCUAUAAACUAGGACACUGCCUGUGUGUGCUUAACUAUCUUGGCGCAGGUAACUCAAGAGUUUUCUUUUUUUAAUUUGUAAGAGGUGCGUUUCAUGUACUGCCAUGAAGCUGAAUUGAGCUAAUAAGAGUAGAUAAUCUUCAGGAGGGCAACACUUGCUGUAUCUGGCGUCUGUCCAUUUAGUUGUUCUCCAUAUUCUGUUUAAUAUGUAUUUUAUCAAAUAAGCCUGAAUCAAGUGUGUCUUUUAUUCUAAAGUACUGAAAAUUAGGUCUGAUUUUACAUGUCAACAAUAUUUUAAGAUAAUGUAAGGAAAAAUGUAAUCACUUUUUAAAAUUGAAAAUGUUAGUUCUGUGUUUGUUUCAUAUUUGCUCUUGAAAUUAACCUGUAGGCGGAGAAAAUAAUCAAUCUGGGGCUUAACAAGUGCCAUUACUUUUUUAGAAUUACUCAAAAGAAGCAUCUUUCAUAGAAAGUUACUUAAGUUUAUUAUAUUCAGAUAAUCAAUAUUUAAUCAGAUAACCAAAACUUUUAAUUAAGAUGUUGCAUUCUGUAUAUGUUGGAUUAUUUUACUUUGUCAUAAAGUACAUGAAAAAGUAGGGAUGAUAUAGAAGCACUUUUACAACGCAACAAAGUCACUGUUUAUUUCGUAUUUGCUUGUGUUUUGUGUUUGAUUGUUAAAAAACCCCACAAUUUCUUUACCAAAUGUAAUGUUGAUUUUUCAUCUUCUUACUUUUAUCAUCAUAUUUAUACUCUGGUGCUAUGUUGGAUGUAUACAUACAUUUUGUUCAAUAAAAUGCCUUAAUUUUUGCUCUA
Messenger RNA from Scophthalmus maximus (turbot), 3526 nucleotides. RefSeq lists its product as uncharacterized. Gene Ontology annotation, cellular component: membrane. Lineage: Eukaryota; Metazoa; Chordata; Actinopteri; Pleuronectiformes; Scophthalmidae. The transcript has 13 exons. Gene Ontology annotation, biological process: sodium ion transmembrane transport. The record is from RefSeq and is a predicted model, not a curated record. The coding region runs from base 431 to 2212 and encodes 593 amino acids.